AUGAUGGACCUAGACGCCGGACCAGAACCCGAAACGCCGCUUCUCCUGAGCACGUCCAGCAUAGGGCGAGACCAUUCCACUUAUUACGCUUACGGCACUGCGAACUUGAAGUCCGCUUCCCCUUCCCCAUCCCCAGCCCACAGCAUCCGAUCUGGAAGUGUUUCGAGUCAUGUUGACCACCUGGAGGACAAUGCAUUACUACCAGAGACGGUCACGGCAGCACCUCAGACUAGGCGCCUCUUGGGCUGGGGCAGCGCAUACAUUCUCAUCAUCUCCCGCGUCAUUGGGAGCGGCAUCUUUGCAACACCAGGCGUUAUUAUCAGCUCAGUGGGGAGCAUUGGGUUGAGUCUUUUGCUGUGGUUUGCCGGGGCGCUGGUUAGUUGGUGUGGGCUGGCUGUGGCGCUUGAGUACGGGUGUAUGCUGCCGCGGUCUGGAGGCGACAAGGUCUAUCUCGAGUUCACCUAUCCGCGGCCGCGAUUCCUUGCAUCGGUUCUCGUAGCCGUGCAGGCAGUUCUACUCGGCUUCACGGCAAGCAACUGCAUCAUGUUUGGAGAGUAUAUGCUCUUUGCACUUGGGCGAGCCCCUGCAGAACAUGCCGUGGAGGUCAGGACGCUGGCAGUGGGCCUGAUGACUGCCAUCACUGUUAUGCAUGGCUGUUUUCUGAGGACUGGCAUACUGGUGCAGAAUAUUCUCGGUUGGGUCAAAAUCGCCCUUAUUAUCGUCAUGACCGUUGCGUCGGGGGCAGUGGUCGUUACGGCGAGAUUCAGGCCGGAUAUGAUGGACGGGUUCGGCCUCUUGACGCGCACCAGUCAGUUCCCACUGCUAACCUGGGAUGGUAUCUGGGAAGGUUCCGUCUGGCAUUGGGGAACCGUUAGUACAGCCUUUUUCAAGGUCUUCUACUCAUAUGCGGGUCUGCAGAAUGUCAACAAUGUUCUGAACGAGGUUCGGGACCCGGUGCGGACACUCCGGUCAGCAGCCACGACGGCCCUCGCCACGGCAUGUCUGCUUUACUUCCUGGUAAACAUGGCGUACUUUCUUGUCAUACCGCUAGAUGACAUCAAGAAAGGGGGUGAGUUGGUGGCAGCGAUGUUCUUUGAGAGAGUCUUUGGACCCAAUCUAGGCAACAUUCUCCUCCCCCUUGCCGUCGCCAGCUCAGCAGCAGGAAACGUGAUGGUUGUCACUUUUGCAAUGGCACGGCUCAACCAAGAAAUCGCACGCCAAGGCAUUCUCCCAUUCAGCGAAGCUCUGUCGUCUUCACGGCCGUUCGGCACUCCCCUUGGAGGCUUGAUUCUGCAUUAUAUUCCAUCGAUAGCAGUCAUCAGCAUUCCUGCAAAGAACAUCUACUCUUUCAUCCUCGACGUGGAGGGUUAUCCAGCACAGUUCUUCGUGCUUGCCACUUCACUUGGUCUAAUCUGGCUGCGUCGCACACACCCGGAUCUAAAACGGCCUUACAAAGCACUCCUGCCUGCCGUAUGGCUCAGGGUUGUUCUUUCUCUGGCUCUGCUGUGCGCUCCUUUCGUCCCUCGCCAAGGGGAAGACGCGGGUUCUCACUUAUUCAGGGUGAGCUACGCGUUAGUGGGCGUCUCCGUGUUGUUGUUUGCUGUGUUGUACUGGGCGGUCCUGGCUGUUCUGCUGCCGAGAUUGGGAGGAUAUCAGCUGGAAGAGGAAACCGAUAAUGAGCCCAGACCCAGCGUGUCCGUGGACGUUUUGGUGACAGACAUUAGCGGAGACGAAGACAAAUACACACUAGACAGCCAUGGCUUCCAACUCGUCAAGCGCGAGAGCAGCGAGAAGGAUUUUCUUGAUGAUGACAAGAUCAGGAGGGAGUACUACCCAGAGACGGAGCAGUUGCUUAAGGAUGUAACCGGAGCCACUCGAGUGUUCAUUUUCGAUCACACCAUCCGCCGCCAGAACGAUUCAAACAUUGCAAAUAAGGGCCUACGAGGUCCUGUCCGGGCUGUGCACAUUGACCAGUCUUACACCGCAUCCGUCAACAGAGUGAAGUACCACCUUCCGGACGAAGCCGAUGUGCUACUGCAAAAGCGGUUCCAGAUCAUCAACGUCUGGCGUCCCAUCAAGACCAUCCUCAAAGACCCCCUAGCCAUUGCAGACGCAAAUUCAGUCGCAGAGACCGAUCUUGUAGGUGCCGCGCUCAUCUACCCGGACCGCAAGGGCGAAACGUUUGCGGUCAAACCGAAUUCUGCACACCGCUGGUACUUCAAGUACGCCCAGCGGCCGGACGAGGUGACGCUCAUCAAGUGUUUUGACUCGGUUACCGCGCCGGGAAUUGCACGUCGUGUGCCGCACUCGGCUUUUGUUGACCCGGCUGAGGAGGAUAAGGAGACGAGAGAGAGUAUUGAGGUGCGGUGUUUGGUGUUUUAUGACUACUGA
Messenger RNA from Canariomyces notabilis, 2391 nucleotides. RefSeq lists its product as uncharacterized. The coding region runs from base 1 to 2391 and encodes 796 amino acids. The record is from RefSeq and is a predicted model, not a curated record. Lineage: Eukaryota; Fungi; Ascomycota; Sordariomycetes; Sordariales; Chaetomiaceae. Gene Ontology annotation, biological process: amino acid transmembrane transport. Gene Ontology annotation, molecular function: oxidoreductase activity; L-amino acid transmembrane transporter activity. The transcript has 7 exons. Gene Ontology annotation, cellular component: membrane.